Messenger RNA from Phycodurus eques (leafy seadragon), 4309 nucleotides. Its product is annotated as cytochrome b5 reductase 4. The record is from RefSeq and is a predicted model, not a curated record. The coding region runs from base 371 to 1921 and encodes 516 amino acids. Gene Ontology annotation, molecular function: heme binding; oxidoreductase activity. NCBI's taxonomy places the organism in Eukaryota, Metazoa, Chordata, Actinopteri, Syngnathiformes, Syngnathidae. The transcript has 15 exons. Gene Ontology annotation, cellular component: endoplasmic reticulum. Gene Ontology annotation, biological process: generation of precursor metabolites and energy; superoxide metabolic process.
AUGACGUCUAACUGUUGGCGGUGUUGCAACAUGCUACGAAUAAUGUAGUUUUACUAAAAUGGCUAAUUCACUUUGUCGUUGUGGUUAAUCGGCGGAUUUUGCAUGUCGCUCAUAACAGACUGGGCUAGCUGUAAAAUGAUGUUGUUGACACGUUCUAUUUUGUGAAUAUGAGUCGCUUGUUACCUAUCUUAUCGUAGCUCAGUUGCAUUGCGACAGCGAUGUGCCAGAACGGAGGCAAUUUUGCGAGUCACAUAUUUUGCUCUUCGCAAGGUUGAGCGCGUUUUGGUUCAUUUGUUAUUCGCCGAGGUAAAGACCUUUUCUUCGAGUAGGUUUUCCUCGAAUGUUGAGGUAACUGCGAGGCAUUCGCAACAUGUUGAACAUUCCAACUCAGUCGUUCCCUUCGCCGAGCUCCCAGCAGCGGGUCGCCCGGCCCGGCCAGUCGGGGAGGGCCAAGGUUGCCUUGAAACCAGGCCACAGUCUCAUGGACUGGAUUCGCUUCUCCAAAAGUGGAAAAGAUCUAACCGGGUUGAGGGGGCGUCGGAUUGAAGUUACCCAAGAGGAAUUGCAGAAACACAACACCAGGAAUGACUGCUGGACUUGUAUACGAGGUAUGGUGUAUAAUGUCACUCCCUAUAUGGACUACCACCCUGGUGGAGAAGAUGAGCUGAUGAAAGCAGCAGGCAUAGAUGGCACUGACCUCUUCGAUCAGGUCCAUCGGUGGGUAAACUAUGAGUCCAUGUUGAAAGAGUGUCUGGUGGGCAGGAUGGCAACGAAGCCCACCACAGCAAUGAAAGCAAUUAAGCCACCACCUCUACCAGUCUUCACCACCUCUAACCAAGUGUCUCCUCUUUCCGUCAAAGACUCUCGACCUCGGUACGACUGGUUCCAAACUGCAACAACAGUACAUCUGGUUAUUUAUGCCCAAAGGAAGAUACCCAACACAGGAUGUGCCGUUGUUGAUCUUGAGGCUGGCGUACUACGAGUCGAAGUCCUGCUUGGAAAAAUGUCGUACAUGGUACAUUUACGUCUUUCAGAAAAUGUUGAUGAAGACAUUGCUGUUCACACUGCAUUCUCUGUGGGAAAGAUCCAAGUGACCAUCCACAAGCAGGCAGAAGGAAACUGGUCGAGCUUCGGUCAGCCUUUGGAAUUCCACCAUACAUUUUUAAGCAAAAAAGACAGAGCUCUUUUCUUUCGGGAUUGUGUGUUGGUGUCGAAGACUGAGGUGAACCAUAACACAUGCGUCUUUCAAUUACAACUUCCACGUGGGACCAUCAUGCAUGUGCCUGUUGGGAGACACAUCUACCUCAAAUCCCUCGUUCAAGACAUAGAGGUGGUGCGACCAUACACCCCAGUCGACCAGAGUCUUUCAAUUGGGCCCAAUCCCUCAGAAAAAACAAACCUUUACCUCAUGAUUAAGGUUUAUCCUGAUGGAGUACUGACUCAACAUCUCAACAGCCUAUACAUAGGUGACCAUGUAUCUGUUAGUGGUCCUGAGGGUACAUUCAGUCUUCGCCCCCUUCGUGAUACCGCAGUUCUCUACCUUUUAGCAGCAGGCACAGGCUUCACUCCAAUGUGUCGUCUCAUUCAACUGGCCCUACAGGAGAUAACCACUAUCAGGAAAACCCAAUUGCUGUUUUUUAACCGACGGGAAGAGGACAUUGUGUGGCGAAGGGAGCUGGAUGAACUAACUGCUAAUGAUGAAAGGUUCCAGGUGGAGCACAUCCUCUCGGAGCCGUGUGAUAACUGGACCGGCAGGAAGGGCCGCGUGGACGAUGCAGUAAUCAAGGAUUUUCUCAGUAGGCCGGACGGGUCAAAGUGCUAUGUUUGUGUAUGUGGCCCCCCUCUCUUUACAGAGCAGACAAUCAGGCUGGUGAAGCACCAGGGCUUCAGUGAAGAGGAGUUCCAUGUCUUCCAGGGCUGAUGUGCUCUGCUGCAAAACUACAGACUGUGUGUCCCUUGGAGUGGCAAUCAGACUUAAUUUAUACGUACAUGAUCAUAUGUGUGAGAAGAGAACAUUCUAUGCACCAAGAACGUGGUGAUAUCAACUCAUUCACUGCCAGUCGUUUUCACAGCAACCAACUACCGUAUUUUCACGACCAUAAGGUGCACUGUAUUAAAAGGCGCAGUCUCCGUUACGGGGUCUAUUUCUGGAUUUAACACAUACAUAAGGCGCACCGUAUUAUUGGGCUCAGGCAUGGUAAAACAUACGCUAGCUUAAAACGUACGGUAGCAGUCAUGCACGCUAAAACAAUGUUUUUAAAAUGGCAGCGGGAGCAAAACUGACUUCGGUUGUACUUUAUUAAAGUAUUUAACAAUGUACUCAUGUUAUUUUUUGAUCAAUCCUCAUCCACAAAUCUAUCAAAGUCUUCAUCUUCUGUAUCCGAAAUGAACCGCUGGGCCAAUUCUCAAUCAAACACGCCAGGUUCGCAGAACUGAUGCCAGCUUUUACGAAAGCGCGAACAACAGUGCAAGCAGGCGCGUUAGCCCAAGCAUCCACAAUCCUUUCACAAAUUGCGGCGUAACUCGCCUGGCGCUGCCUCGUAGUCUUAGUAAAACUGUGUUCGCCAUCUGUCAUCCAUUGCUCCCACGCCGGUCACUUCACUUUGAACGCCUUGUUUACACCGAUGUCCAGCGGUUCGUCAAGCCUCCCGGAAUGAUGGCAAGCCCCGAGUUAUUGCACUCAGUCGAAUGGUGACUUGACAACACUUCUCCCGGCUGUUCUUUGCUCUUUAAUCCAUUGCUCGAGUUGGUCUACCAACUCGGGCCACCUCGCCUUGUUUCCGCGUUUUGUUUUUCUUUUUUUUCCGCGGAAACUCAGCUUCGUCUUCUUGACUUGGCGAAGCUCGUUUUCCUGCUUCCUCCACUUGUGAACCAAGGAUUCGUUGAUCUUGAAUUCUCUCGCGGCAGUCCGAUUCCCAUGUUCCUCCGCGUAACUGAUAGCUUGUAGUUUAAACUGUGCUUCGUAAGCGUGUCUGUUUUCGGGGGUCUUUAGCCAAACCGAUGUUGUUUUGCACAAUGCACACCCCGGCACUAUAUACCUACUGGGGGCGUUGCUUUAGCGUCAUCCUUCUCCCUUUACGUCCGCGUGCUGUCCUCAGCCACGUCCGCUUCAGCUCUGUAUAAGCAGCGUGUCGGCAGGAAAUGCUAAAAAAAAAAAAAAAAAAAAGUCGGAGCGCUUAUCACACAACAACAUUUAUAGAUGUUGGAACUCGGUGCACACAUAAGGCCCCAUUAUAAGGCGCCCUGCCCAUUUUGGAGAAAAUGUAAGACUUUGUAUGAAACUCUGCGUACUCGUGAAUCCAAGCACAUUUCACAAAUGAGCGCACAUGCUGGAGUAGCCAACUCCUCCCUGUCCAAGCCCACAUUUGAAUUUGCAAAUCGUAUUUAAAUGAACCCUGUUAAGUGCGCCUUAUGGUCGUAAAAAUACGGUACAUAUUGCCAGUCGUUUUAGAACAUUUUGACUGAUUUUACAAGACCCAAAGAGUAUUGUGUUCUCUGAUUUUCUAGAUAUCAUAUCUACCAAAAGAAAGAAUGCUCUCGUCUUUCACCAGGGAAGUUUGAUACUACCAUUUUCUGUUUUUUAGCAAUCAGCAGUAGAGCUUAGUUUGGUUUCACCAAAUAGAGCUAUUUCUCCCAAAUAGCAGUGAAAACUAGGUUUUUUUAAAAAAAUACUAUAUAAAGGAUAAGCGGUAGAAAAUGGAUGGAUGGACUAUAUAAAGCAGAACACUGACUGAUGCUAAAUCUCUAGCUUUACUGACUAACAUCUGAACAGUGAAUUCCUUCUGUAAAACAGCAAAAACAACAUUUAGGAAUGGCAUUUGAUCGCAAAAUAAUAAUGUAUUUACCGAUAUACAUCGCGCCAUGAGCAAUGUCAGUCAUGGGUAGGGAUGGGUACCUUUCACAUUAAAACCGAUACAUUCCCGGUUCCGCGCAAUCGAUGCCUGUACGAAUUUUCUGUACUUUUGUGUGUUGAGUGGAUGGGGAAAAUGUCAAAUCAACAUUUUUUAAUCCAACAUUUACAGUGAAACCUCAAUCGAACAUACUCAUAUGGGCGGGGGUGCGUCCGAUAUCCCCGAUUGUAUUUACAUAAAAGUGUUUUUUUUGUUUUUUUGGUUUUUUUAGGCCAUAUGCUUCCUAUUACUGUACAGUACAAAAUUAUUGUUUUGUAGGUUUAGGUAAUGAAAAAAAAUAUAAAACAAGCUUGAAAAUUUUAUUAUAGGCGAGUUGCUUUCAUGAGCCGCGAGCAAUUAGUGUGCUUCCUAGUUCGAAAUCUGUUGCCUAAGGCGAAUGGAUUGACAAAAAAAUUUAC